Messenger RNA from Carassius auratus (goldfish), 3022 nucleotides. Its product is annotated as FH2 domain-containing protein 1-like. The record is from RefSeq and is a predicted model, not a curated record. The coding region runs from base 415 to 2904 and encodes 829 amino acids. NCBI's taxonomy places the organism in Eukaryota, Metazoa, Chordata, Actinopteri, Cypriniformes, Cyprinidae. The transcript is spliced from 12 exons.
CACACACACACACACAUACAGAGAGAGAGACACACAUACACAUCUGCUUAAACAUUGCAACAUUUACAGUUCGCAUAAUUUUUAUGCAACGUUUGUUGUAGAUAUCAACUCUUUGGUAGAUGAUUCUGUAUUAAUAUAGAAAAAAAAAGAAUUUUAAAGCUCACAGUAUUUUAAUUCGCCUCAGUUAUUACAGGAAAUGUAAUAUAAAUAUGACAGUUUGACAUGCUUUCAUAGUUUUCAUGUUUUCACAGAUGAUUUCAGUCACUGUUGGGAUCUUGCUGUGACUGAUGCAGUCUAGGAACAUCUUCAUUAACACACAAAGAAGCUUCUGCUUGUUGUUGGAGCUCAUCGGAUCUUCAUGUUGGCGUUCGGACAUCUAUUUGUAGGAGGCGUGGCUUUAAGAAAGUCUCCGUCAUGGAAUCAGCCAGUGCUGCUGCCAAUCAUCUUCUGGCCCCACCCACAUCCCCUUCUAGUUUGAGCAGGAUCUCACUGGCCAAUGAGAGCCAGGGUUUUGAGGAAGAGGGCGGGGCUGUUGUCUCUUGUCCGUCAUUACCUGACCACGCCCCUAAUGGUGCCCUGCCCCUGGCUCCUCCCCUUCCUCCACCCCUGCCCAUUGGAAACCCUGCGGAGAGGAAGAGGAGGGUAAAGAGUUUCUACUGGAAACCGAUUCCUGAGGAUCGUGUGAAGCAUCAGGACGGGCCGAACCUGUGGAGCUUCGACCGGAGCAGCAGGGAUCCGCUCCACAUUGACAUCAGGGCCAUCGAGGAGCUGUUCGGACACGAGGACACGCCGCCAGCCUCCACGACCAGCACCACGACCAGCACCACGACCAGCACCACGACCAGCACCACGAUCAGCACCACGAUCGGACGAAGACGCGCUUCUGUGAAAGAUCUCAGACCACAGAUCACCAUCCUGGGCUCCAAGAGAAGCUUGAAUAUCUCAAUUUUUCUGAAACACUUCAAAAAGUCCACUGAGAGUCUUCUGGAUGAUAUUCUUCUUGGAAACACGGGCAUCUUCAGUGUGGAGUCUCUCAGAGAGCUACUGAAGCUCCUGCCGGAGGAGGACGAGGUGAAGAAUCUUCAGAUGUUCAGUGGGAACCCUCAAGACCUGGCUCCGCCUGAUGCCUUCAUACACCAGCUCAUCCGAUUACCCAGGUAUGAGGUCCGUCUCGAGGCUCUGCUGUUAAAGGAAGAGUUUUUCCCCUCAUACACCGUAAUGAAACAGGACAUGACCAUCAUCCUGAGUGCCAUUAAAGGUGAUCUGCUGAUCUGUGAGGAGCUUCACAAUGUCCUUCAUUUAGUGCUGCAGGCUGGAAACAUCAUGAAUGCUGGUGGCUCUGCUGGUAACGCCGUGGGCUUCAAACUCUCCUCUCUGCUUUUACUGGCUGAUACUAAAGCCAACAAACCUGGAAUCAACCUGCUGCACUUUGUCGCUCUGGAAGCUCAGAAGAAAGAUCUGCUCAUGUUUCCGGAUAAACUUCAGCAUGUUCAGCAAGCAGCGCGAGUGUGUGUUGACAGCAUUCAUGAGGAGUUUGACGCUCUGACCAGAAGAGUUCAUCAGUUACAGCAGAACAUCCACACAGAUGAUGAGCUCCUGCUGCAGCUGCAGUCCUUCCUACAGAGCGCUGCUAGAGCUCUGGAGGAUUUGAGGAUCAGUAUUGAUGAGGUUCAGAGGGAAGGAGAUGCUCUGAUUGAUUUCUUCUGUGAGGACAGAGAUUUGUUCAAACUGGACGAGUGCUUACGAAUUUUCCAGAAUUUCUGCUCCAAAUUCAAGAAAGCAGUUCAGGAGAACAUGGAGCGAGGAAUGUGGGAGGAGUCUAGGCGCAAGCGUCUGAAGGAGUCAGAAGACAAGCAGCACUCGUGGGCGGGGCUUGAGGGUGUUGGCGGAGUCUUCGGUUUGCAGUCCAAUAGUAAAGUAGAUGUGGUGGCGGCGUUAAAGAGGAAGGGGCUUAUGAAACAGCUUGAGACAAGCCCUGAAAGUUUGUAUUGCUCACCACAACAAAACAACGUGACCCUUGACUCCUGUGGAACGGAAACACUCGUACUUCCUCCAAUACACUCGCUGUCCAUCACAAAUGUGACAGAGGAGAUUGAAAUUAAGUCUCUUUCCAUACAGGAAUCCCAGAACAACGACCUUCAAACACAAAGUCAGGAAACACUGGGAAAUAAAGAAGUAACUCCAAACAUGACCUUUCACCCUUCACAAAUAAGUUUAGUGGUAGAACCAGAGCUCAUUAAUGACAAAUCAGAGGGAAAAACUAAAGAUAAUGUCUGGCCUACAACAGAGUCACUCCAAACAAGCGCUGGAGUGAAACAAACAAUCAGCAAACGAACCUUCGGCCCUAAAAACAGAGCAUCUCUUUCUGUGAAAUCGCCUUCAUCUUCCACUAAAGCAACCUCAUCAUCAUCAUCAUCAUCUCCUAAAUGUGUGAGCUCCUCUGAAACCGCGAGUGUGAGGAAGCUCGUUCCUCUCCGGCAGCCCAGUAGUUCUGUGAGGAUUCAGGAGCGACCCGGUGGAAGCGUCCUCAACGUCGCGAAGAAGACGCCAGCGGUUCGACCGGAGGAGAAGAUGUGUCGUGCUACACUUCGAGCCCUCGACCGUCCCAGUCCUCAAACCUCUGCAUGCAAUUCCACGCUCAAACCACCAAGCUUCACUCGCAACACUGUGGCGUCAACAACACGACACAGCACCGCUCCUGGAAACCGGUCUAAAGCUCCUCCACUGACCCACGCGGCUUCACUCAGGCUCUCUCAGGUCCUCAAGCCGAAGGAGACGCCUGCAGAAAGUGUUCGCCCAUCGCCCCCUGCUGGACGUCUGAGGAAGAGCAGCACCGCCGCCUCUCAAAGCUCAGUGUUUACUCCUGGGUCACGUGAUAAAAACGUCAAACCCACCUGGAGGUAGAGAGACAGUUAUUCUAGCACCGUCUCUCCUGCUCACCAAGGCUGCAUUUAUUUGAUCAGAAAUGUAGUAAAAACAGUGAAAUAUUAUUAGAAUGUAAAACAGCUGUUUUCUCUGUGAA